Messenger RNA from Pseudozyma hubeiensis SY62, 1092 nucleotides. RefSeq names its product likely small subunit rRNA processing protein. The transcript has a single exon. Lineage: Eukaryota; Fungi; Basidiomycota; Ustilaginomycetes; Ustilaginales; Ustilaginaceae. Gene Ontology annotation, biological process: ribosomal small subunit assembly; rRNA processing. Gene Ontology annotation, cellular component: UTP-C complex; CURI complex. Gene Ontology annotation, molecular function: RNA binding. The record is from RefSeq and is a predicted model, not a curated record. The coding region runs from base 1 to 1092 and encodes 363 amino acids.
AUGGCAAAGAAGUCCCGCACCGACACAGCCGCUGCCUCUUCGUCCAGCAGCAGAGCUAAAGAUGCCAAAUCGACCGCUAUCUCGCUAUCGAACGGUUUCGUAGCCGUACCGUUGAAUAUUGUCAAGCAGGAUGUGACGCAUUGGAUCUACGUUCGAAAACACACUGCAGCGAGCGGUUCAGCGUCAUCAUCAUCGAAGAAAGUGGAGGCGUUGCCGGCGGAUAGAACGUUGUUUGUGGCGAAUCUGCCGGUGGAUGCGACGGAGGAAGGGGUGAGGGGGAUGUUUGGCAAGGUCGGGGGUGUUUCGAUGGUCAAAUUUCGACGGCAGAGCGUGGUCGAGGAAGAGGAUGAGAGGGAGGAGAGGGGUGUUGGUGAAGAAUCCGACGAGGAUGUAGAAGGAGAAGAAGAAGAGCAUCAUCAAAUCUCAACGUCCACGGGCAAGAAGGGAAAGAAGAAAGUCACCAAAACCAAAGUACCGCAGAUCAUACCUCUACCGCCCAUGGAUGCACGUCUCGCAACGGGAAACGCUUUGCUCUCCACCGCUUCCUCCGCUCACAUCGUUUUUCUCGACCCUACCUCCCUCCAACGCGCAUUCGAUCUGAUCACCACCAAACCACCCAAAUACACCCCCUCCUCCUCUUCCCCCACCGGUCUCUCCCACCUCCUCUCCACCUACACCCUCUCCCGACCUCCCCUGCCCGACAUCGCCGCCUUCUCCAACUCGGUCAUUUCGCUGUACAACUACCGCCGCGCCCACCCGCUCCCACGCCGCAUCGGCGUGCGCGGCGUCACCCUCGGCCCCUCCGGCGAGCUCCUCGACGAAGACGGCUUUAUCAUCGUCCAACGCACCCCCGGCGGUGGAGGCAAGUACGGUCGUGCAGGAGCACCCGCCGAUGCCGGCGGCAGCGUAGGCGUCGCCAAGCACGGAUUCAAGGAGAACGAUAAGAAAAAGUCAACCGGCUUGGAGGACUUUUAUAGGUUCCAGAUGAGGGAGAGGAAGAGGGAGGAGUUGGCGGGAUUGAGGAGGAGGUUCGAGGAGGAUAAGGCCAAAGUCGAGAGGUUGAAGAGCGGAAGGAGGUUCAAGCCGUAUUAG